GUCCAUGAGGAAUGUAGUGUCUGUAUGAUUUAAAAAUAGCACCAUCUCAUCCUCUGCCUGACACGCUGCUCCUGUGAGUCUCAUAGUGGUCUCAUAGUGGUGCGAGCAGCAGGAAUGUGAAGAUGGCUACAGAUCUGGGAGAGCUACUGGUCCCGUACAUGCCCACCAUUAGAGUACCGAGGACAGGAGACAGGGUUUUCAAGAGUGAAUGCGCUUUUUCCUACGACUCUCCUGAAUCAGAAGGAGGUCUGUAUGUGUGUAUGAACUCAUUCUUGGGUUUCGGAAGAGAACACGUGGAGAGACAUUACCGGAAAUCUGGACAGAGUGUUUACAUGCACUUAAAACGGCAUGUGAAAGAGAAAGCCACAGGUGCUGCAGGGGGUGCCUUACCAAGAAGAAGAAAUGGAAAAGUAUUUUUAGAUUUAGAACUUAACCGUGAUUUUAAUGGAGAUGAUUAUGAGUAUGAAGAUGAAGCCAAGCUUGUCAUAUUUCCAGACCACUUUGAGAUUCCUUUACCAAAUAUUGAGGAGUUGCCCGCACUGGUGACAAUAGCCUGUGACGCUGUCCUCAAUGCUCCAUCUCCAUACAAAAAAAAGGAGUCUGAUUCAUGGGAAGAGGAGAUCCAAGUAUCUAGACAUGCCAGAAGUCUCAGACAGCAGGAGAAUGACGUUCGGAUUCCUCCCAGUGGCUGGAAGUGCGCCAAGUGUGAAAUGAGAGAGAACCUAUGGCUAAACUUGACGGAUGGAUCUGUCCUCUGUGGGAAAUGGUUCUUUGAUGGGAGUGGAGGGAAUGGACAUGCCCUUGAGCACUACAGAGAAACCAACUUCCCCCUGGCAGUUAAGCUUGACACAAUAACACCAGAUGGAGCAGAUGUUUAUUCCUUCGAUGAAGAAGAAGCAGUGCUCGAUCCUCACAUAUCAGAACAUUUGUUACACUUCGGAAUAGAUAUGCUGCAAAUGCAAAGGACAGAGAAUGGCAACCAUACAGACAACCACGUGCAGCUGCGAGUGAGCGACUGGGAAGUGAUUCAGGAGACGGGGCUAAAGCUGAAGCCUGUCUAUGGCUCAGGAUAUACAGGCAUCAAAAACCUUGGCAACAGCUGCUACCUUGGCACCACUAUGCAAGUUCUGUUCAGUAUUCCAGAGUUUCAGAGAGCGUAUGUUGGGAGUCUACAGAGAAUAUUUGACUACUCACCUCUUGAUCCAACUCAGGACUUCAACACACAGAUGGCGAAACUAGGCCAUGGACUUCUCUCAGGCCAGUACUCUAAACCUCCAAUGAAAUCAGAACUCAUUGAACAGGUGAUAAAAGAAGAAUACAAGCAGCAGCAAAGAGGAAUUUCACCAAAGAUGUUUAAAGCUCUGGUCAGUAAAGGACACCCAGAGUUCUCCUCAAACCGGCAACAAGAUGCUCACGAAUUCUUCCUGCACUUAAUUAACCUAGUUGAGAGGAACAGUAGUGGCUCUGAGAACCCCAGUGAUGUGUUCCGUUUCAUAGUGGAGGAGCGGAUCCAGUGCUGUCAGUCACAGAAAGUGCGGUACACACAGAGAGUGGACUAUCUUAUGCAGCUGCCUGCACCCCUUGAGGCCGCCAGCAAUAGAGAGGAGCUUAUAGCAUAUGAGAGUAAGCGAAAGGAAGCUGAGGAGAACAUGCGGCCCCUUCCAGAGCCAGUGAGAGCACGAAUCCCCUUCACUGCCUGUCUACAAGCCUUCACUGAGCCGGAGAAUGUUCCAGACUUCUGGAGCUCUGCACUGCAAGCCAAGUCAGCCGGAGUGAAGACGUCUCGCUUUGCAACCUUUCCUGAGUACAUGGUAGUACAGAUGAAGAAGUUCACAUUUGGGGUGGACUGGGUACCCAAAAAGUUAGAUAUUUCUGUAGAUUUACCUGAUUUCCUGGACUUAAAUCGUCUCCGGGCCACAGGGCUACAGCCAGGAGAAGAGGAAUUGCCUGAUCUUACACCUCCCAUUGUCAUUCCUGAAGAUACCAGAGGCAGUUCAACAAACAACUCUUUGGAAUCUCCAGAAAUAGAUGAAUCAUCUGUGAUGCAACUGGCAGAGAUGGGCUUCCCUCUGGAGGCCUGUCGGAAGGCAGUAUACUACACUGGGAAUAUGGGGGCAGAGAUGGCCUUUAACUGGAUAAUAGCGCACAUGGAAGAGCCAGAUUUUGCUGAGCCUCUGGCAGUUCCCACUUAUAUGGAACCAGACCUGCCCAGUCCCAGCCUUCCUGCUAUUAGUCCACUACUAGACAACCAGCCUCCAGAAGAGAGCAUCUCCAUCCUUACUUCCAUGGGCUUCCCCAGACAUCACACUAUCAAGGCUCUCAAAGCCACAAAAAACAACUUGGAGCGAGCUCUUGACUGGAUAUUUACCCACCCAGAGUGUGAGGAUGAGAGUGAGGCUAUGUCAGACACAGCAGACACAGAGCCAAAUGAUAACAGCUUCUCAAACGCCAAUGCCUACACUGACUCCUCACUGUCUCCAGAUCAGGACCCGUCCAGUCCCCGCGUCAGAGACGGACCCGGGCGUUAUGAGCUGUUUGCCUUCAUCAGCCACAUGGGAGCAUCUACAAUGUCGGGUCAUUAUGUCUGUCAUAUCAAAAAAGAGGGAAGAUGGCUGAUUUACAAUGACCACAAAGUGUGUUUGUCAGAGAGGCCUCCUAAAGACUUGGGCUACAUGUACUUUUACCGGCGCCUGUCAAGCUGCUAGAUCUGGAUCUUCAUAAUAUUAUGCACUGCCGUUAGGCCAGAGAGUUAUGGGACACCACUGACACUGCUGGAAACUACGGGAGCAUUUACAUCUGUGAGGAGGAGAGAGGAACUCUCAGUUCCUGCCAAGACCUGCACAGACCCUCACACCACAGGAACGGUCAAGCAGGGAAACAAAUGAUUUCUGUCUGUCUAUGUUGUGACUGUUUGUUCGUUUUGUGUCUGCUUUAAAGGUAUAGUGGGGUGCGCGCAAUUUUAGGUAUGCAGAUUAUUUUCCUAAUAUAUUCUUUUUUCUCCCCAAUUUGGAAUGCCCAAUUCCCAAUGCGCUCUAAGUCCUCGUGGUGGCGUAGUGACUAAGUCCAUCCGGGUGGCGGAGGACGAAUCUCAGUUGCCUCCAAGUCUGAGACCGUCAACCUGCGCAUCUUAUCACGUGGCUCAUUGAGCACGUUGCCGCGGAGACAUAGCGCGUGUGGAGGCUUCACGAUAUUCUCCGCAGCGUCCAUGCACAACUCACCACGCGCCCCACCGAGAGUGAACCACAUUAUAGCGACCACGAGGAGGUUACCCAAUGUGAAUCUACCCUCCCUAGCAACCGGGCCAAUUUGGUCGCUAAGGAAACCUGGCUGGAGUCACUCAGCACGCCCUGGGAUUCGAACUCGCGAACUCCAGGGGUGGUAAUUUUCCUAAUAUAUUCUCAAAUUAUUUGUUACAUUUCUCUUUUAAUACUUUGAGCUCCUGUGCCAGUAUUUAUCAAGACAUACUUCUUUUGAAACUAUAAUGUGUGCCUGCAUUUAAAAGUGUUAUUACUGCCAUCUCAGUAGAAAGCCGAAUGUACAUCAGUUUAUUUCAUGUCCUUUGGGUUACCCAGUUCUUUUACCCAGUACUGAAACAACUUAAAAAUCUAUUAGAAUGGAUUUCAGAUAGAUCUGCCACGAAGUGGCUGAAGGGUGCUAUUGAUUCAUGGCAUAAAGUGAUUUUCUCACAGAAAUUUUACAUGCGUAUGUUUAGAGUCAUGGCCAUAAAGAAAGAAGUCAUGCACAGAGAGAAAUGGUUUCUAUGUUUUUUGCAGGCCUGUGUAUUGAAAUAUUGGACUGUGAUCCUUGUUAGGUAAGCCUUACAUGUUGCUGUUUGAUAUGUGCUACAGUAGAUAGAUACUACUAGCAUUAGGGAUUGAUCUUUCAGGUUUUUUCUCCUGGAGCAGAAGUUGGUCUAGUUAACAUACCUGUAGGCAGAAGAACUCUGAUGUAACUUUCAACUUAAACUUGGAAAAAGUAAAAGUCCAAUCCGUUGUUGCAAUUUUAUGAUUGGCAUAGCUUAAAGGAUAUUUCUUUUGAACACUAUCAUCAUUUUCAUCUUUUUGGUUCAUGUGGGCAUGCCCUUUAAGUCUGUGAUGGCUUUUAGUCAGUUUGUGAUUGCUGACCUGAAAAUGCACCAAUAUCAAAUUUUCUUGCAAUGUUCAAGUGCUUUGAUGAUAUCCUUAGCAGUUUAAAAACUGGGAUCAGUUUGAAGUAGUUUGUUUCAUCUUGAUUUCAGUCUUAAAGAAUGUAAUACUGUUUUUAUCCGGUACCUAAGCUAUAUGUAAGGACAAAAAGAACAGAAUUAUAUGCAGUGUUAUACAAAGAACUGUCUCAGAUAAAUGGAUGUAUUCUUUCUGGAACUCAUUGUUACCAAAUUCCCCUCAAGCUUUAUGACAUAUCUGACAAACUUGGCUCCACCCACAUCAACCUCACACUUACCGAUUUGUUAUUACUAAACAAAACACUAAUGUAUACUUGGCAGGUACUCUUUAAAGUGUUAUAUUACAACAUAAGGCUCAGUCUGAAGUUUAGCAGCACUGAAUUCAUUGUUUUAUUACCUCUCAGGCUGAGGUGGGGCCUGCGCAUCUCAAUUUAGUUCAACUGAAUAUUGCACAUACUGCUGUAGACUGCACCCUGUUAUUUUUCUUUAAAUUGUGCACUUUCUGUUAAGUUGGGAGUUCAGGUGUCUUCACAGGGCCUUUUCCAUUUACAUUUUUUGUCCAUUUGUCUUUCAGUUUUUUUCAUUUGCUUAUCCAUACAAGGCUUCUUAAAGGGUUCCCUCUCGCUCUUGUUCUCUCCCUUUUUUUCUCUCACUUGAUUGAAUGAAUUUUUGUACCCAUCUCCACUCUCUCCUUUCUGUCUCUCUUGUCUUUAUAUUGUGUUUGAAAGUGGAUGCAUUUACCCCAUCUUUCUCAAAUAUAUUAUCAGUAUGUGCACUAAAAGGUUAGUCAGUUGACAUUUUGCAAUAUAUUAUUGAUCUUUAGUGGGUUCUGUUUUUCAUGGAACUGAAGGUCAAGUGGUACAUUUUUAUUGUUAAGCUCUUUUUUGAAAAAAAAAAAAAAAAAAAAAAGUGUGCCAAUUAUGUAGUUACUAUACAAACUUGCCAACUUCUUUGUUAUAAGUUGUUUUUUAAUGGAUUUUCCUAUCCAUACAUUAUAUUGUUUGGAACACACAAUCAUGGCUAAUGUGGGAUUCCUCAUUCUAAAAUCUGUUCAAUCAUACUUUUGACUCAUAAUGUUUGUAUUGUUCAAUAAAGUCCACAGUUGUUAAUGU
Myxocyprinus asiaticus (Chinese sucker) is the source of this 5274-nucleotide messenger RNA. RefSeq names its product ubiquitin carboxyl-terminal hydrolase 13-like. The transcript has 21 exons. NCBI's taxonomy places the organism in Eukaryota, Metazoa, Chordata, Actinopteri, Cypriniformes, Catostomidae. The record is from RefSeq and is a predicted model, not a curated record. Bases 123 to 2705 code for a protein of 860 amino acids. Gene Ontology annotation, biological process: protein deubiquitination. Gene Ontology annotation, molecular function: protein binding; cysteine-type deubiquitinase activity; zinc ion binding.